Molecule: messenger RNA, 1323 nt
Organism: Salvia splendens (bonfire salvia)
Lineage: Eukaryota; Viridiplantae; Streptophyta; Magnoliopsida; Lamiales; Lamiaceae
Product: mitochondrial import inner membrane translocase subunit TIM22-3
Exons: 5
Coding region: 651-1088 (145 amino acids)
Biological process (GO): protein insertion into mitochondrial inner membrane; protein targeting to chloroplast
Cellular component (GO): chloroplast envelope; TIM22 mitochondrial import inner membrane insertion complex
Molecular function (GO): transmembrane protein transporter activity
Source: RefSeq, a predicted model, not a curated record
UUUUUUUCCCUUUAGUUUCUCUUCAUUGCCGACCUGUAUGUUUGUUUUGUUUUAGAAUUGUUGUUUCGUUUAUUGUUUUAGCAAUUAAUUCGAUAUCUGUAGUCGCUAUUGGCUAUGGAUUCAUGGUUGCUCAUAAUUCCCUUCGCGAUAUACAUGCUGUUUUUGGUCUGUUAGGUACAUACGUAUAAUUUUGUGGAUUUAUAAUUUAAGACAAUUUUGUGAAAGCAGUGUGGUGACGGCUUCGUGUUGGGUUCAUUUUGGAAUCUUAUGGAUUUGGUUGUUACCACUAUAGCAGUUGGAAUUCUCAGUUUGGCAAACAGCCGUGUUAGUAUAUCAUCCUUUAAUUUUGUUUUAAUCUAGUUUCUUAGAUGAUUUAUAGCAUAUAGUGAUUUAGAAUUGUAGAUAAGAAUCAACUAAGUACUAUUGUUAAUGUGUACGAAAUGAUUAGGGAGACUGUGUCUGUCACUUUUGAAAACAAACAUCUCAACUCCACCGACUUAGGAAUUAUCUAGAUGGCUUGAAUUGCAAUACAUUAAUCAAAGAGGUUUCCAGAUUUUGCAUCUGCUUGAUAUUUGAUCAAGCAACAAACUAUUCCGGAAUGCUCCAGCAAGUUUAACACAGUGAGAUUUGCCGCCAUUGGUUUCCUAUGAAUGACAGGUUCGGGGUUGAUUAAGAAGAAGGGUUUAAAAGGAUCUCUUGCAGAUGCUGGGUCUUCUGCCAAGACAUUUGCAAUUUUAUCCGGAGUACACAGUUUGGUCGUCUGCUUUUUGAAGAGAUUGCGUGGAAAAGAUGACAUUAUAAAUGCAGGAGUAGCUGGAUGCUGCACUGGUCUUGCUCUAAGCUAUCCGGGUGCACCACAGGCUCUCCUUCAAAACUGUCUCACUUUUGGGGCCUUCUCCUUUGUAAUUGAAGGUCUCAACCAAAGACAAUCAGCAAUGGCCAUGCCGUUGUCGACUAGCGCAAGGAAGCGACAAGACUAUGGGACACUUCCUCCUCUGGCUAUUCCCCUGGCCAAGGAACUCAAGGAGUCCUUUUCAUCAUUUUGCCAGGCUAUAGGAAAAGAAGUCGCUGCCCCGCGCCCAUGGUAACGCCUUGUAGGGAGUUUUCAAGCAGAAAUGUCAAUUGCAUUCCCAUAGUGACCGAGGCUUCAAACUUCACCUUGUCAUCUCUAAAGAGCUCAACUAAAUGAAGGUUUCGGUUGGUGGUAGAUAAAAGCUUUGUUUACUUGCUCAGUAAGACUGCAUCACCUACGUUUAAAUGCUUGAAUAUGUACAACAAUUUAUUUUUACUAGCUAAUGAAAAUUGUCGCCACGUCUCUGCCAA